This is a messenger RNA of Hemibagrus wyckioides, 4561 nucleotides long. RefSeq names its product G protein signaling modulator 1b (gene gpsm1b). The transcript has 14 exons. Bases 286 to 2346 code for a protein of 686 amino acids. Gene Ontology annotation, molecular function: protein binding; GTPase regulator activity. The record is from RefSeq and is a predicted model, not a curated record. Lineage: Eukaryota; Metazoa; Chordata; Actinopteri; Siluriformes; Bagridae.
AGUGCACAGUGGGUAAAAAAGAUCUCUUCAAGCUUCGUCUUUGUGAUCAAUCAGACGUCUGGGAACAUGUGAUUUCCUGCUGAACCCUAAAACAUCUAGUCUUGUGUCAACAGAACCCUGCUUCAGAUUUUGCCGCAACAGCCAGCUGAGAUCUUUAUACCUUUGUGAACUCCAAAAACAUCUAAACAAGCGUUGUCUUUUCAUUGGUGGUUUCUUCACAAGUCACCGUGAGCUUUCCAUCUGUAAUUGUUAAAACCCUCAGACAAGAUCCUGGACGAUCCUGUCAUGUCUGCCGAAGCUUGUCCCCUCAGUGGGGCUCAGAUCGCUUUGUGUCGACUCGUCCAUCGUGGACCGAGACCUCAGGUCACUCUGAAACCUCUGCAAACAGAGUUGGAGCUGUAUGUGGAAAAAACUCGGGCUAAACAGAAACAAAGGAUGGAGGCGUCCUGUCUGGAGCUGGCUUUAGAAGGUGAGCGUCUGUGCAAAGCCGGAGACUUUAAAGGCGGGACGGCGUUCUUCGAGGCCGCGGUUCAGGUAGGAACGGAAGAUCUGAAGACCCUGAGUGCCAUUUACAGCCAGCUGGGAAACGCUUACUUCUACCUCAAGGAGUAUGGAAAAGCUCUGGAGUAUCACCGACAUGAUCUCACGCUCGCCAGGACGAUCGGUGACCGGAUCGGGGAAGCCAAGGCCAGCGGGAACCUGGGAAACACGCUGAAGGUCCUCGGACGCUACGACGAGGCGGUGGUGUGCUGCCAGAGACAUCUGGACAUCUCCCAAGAGCAAGGAGAUAAGGUUGGUGAAGCCCGGGCUCUGUACAACAUCGGGAACGUGUUUCAUGCGAAAGGGAAGCAGCAGAUAUGGGGAUGUUCUCAGGAUCCAGGAGACCUGCCAGGUGACGUGAGAGACACGUUACAGAGAGCCACAGCUUUCUACGAGAUGAACCUGUCUCUGGUGAAGGAGUUGGGUGACCGGGCCGCUCAGGGGCGGGCUUUCGGUAACCUUGGCAACACGCAUUACCUGCUGGGUAACUUCGUAGAGGCCAUCAAGUUUCAUCGUGAGAGACUUUCCAUCGCUAAAGAGUUUGGAGACAAAGCGGCGGAGCGGCGAGCAUACAGUAACCUCGGCAACGCGCUCAUCUUCCUCGGCCAGUUCAACUCCGCAACCGAGUACUACAGGAAAACCCUGCAGCUCUCUCGGCAGUUGAAGGACCAGGUGAUGGAGGCUCAGGCAUGUUACAGUUUGGGAAACACUUACACGCUGCUGCAGCAGUACGAGCGUGCCAUCGACUACCACCUCAAACACCUGCUCAUCGCUCAGGAGCUCAACGACAGGGUGGGUGAAGGGCGUGCGUGCUGGAGUUUGGGAAACGCCUACGUGUCUUUAGGAAACCAUCGUCAAGCUCUGCACUACGCUCACAAACACCUCGACAUCUCCCGAGAGAUCGGGGACAGGAAUGGGGAACUGACGGCUCGGAUGAACGUGGAGCGGUUGAUGGAGGUGCUGGAGGUGAAAGAGGGAGAUCUCUCUCCAUGUGGCUCAGAGUUCGAGAUGCAGGGAGCCCGGCCGAAGUUUAAGAAGAGGAACAGUAUGGACAGUGUGGAUCUGUGGAAGUACACCUCUGAAAAGAACGGAGAUGGACACGAUGUGGACGGCGUGUCCCGGAGGUCAAAACAUCAGCUGUCUCAAUCCAGCAGGAGGAAAAAGUACACAGAGAGCCAGACGUCAGAGGACAGGCAGUGGCUGGACUCACCUGUGGACACAGAUGAUAUCACUGUACAGGUAACACCACAGAAGCUGGGUCGAGACCCCUCCGAUGAGGACUGCUUCUUCGACCUGCUCAGUAAGUUCCAGAGCAGCCGCAUGGACGAUCAGCGCUGCCACCUCAGCGAGGAUGCUAACGGUCAGGACACACACAGCGAUGACGCCGCGGACUCGGCCAUCAGCGACAUGAUCGACGCCAGCCUCCUAGCCUCGCCCCAGACGGAGGAGCUCUUUGAUCUGAUCGCCAGUUCACAGAGCCGCCGGCUGGACGACCAGCGGGUCAGUGUGGGGAACCUGCCGGGCCUCAGGAUUACCCACAAUAACCUGGGGCACCUGCGCGCCGAAGCCGAGCCUCAGGAGCCCAGCGACGAUUUCUUCAACAUGCUCAUCAAGUGCCAGUCGUCCAGGAUAGAUGAUCAGCGGUGUUCUCCUCCUGAAGGCGGCCCCCGCGCCCCCACUGUCCCGGACGAGGACUUCUUCAGCCUCAUCCAGAGGGUUCAGGCCAAACGCAUGGACGAACAGAGAGUCCAGCUUCCCUCUGAGAACCACUCUGAUAAUGAGAACGCUGCUGGAGACUCCAGCUAGAGCACAGAGAGAGAGAGAGAGAGAGAGAGAGAAAGAGAGACAGAGAGAGAGAGGACGAUGGACGAGAAGUCUGGACUGUGGUCCACGGCAUGGUCUGGCUGUGUUCUUUUGUCCGUGUGACUCUGUGCACUGUAUUUCCUCCAACGUUCUCCGUGUUCAUUAGACACCAGCCUCUAGUGUUGUACUGUAGAAGUGUGCACUCCGCUAGCCGCUAAUCAACAUUCUGUGUGUCUCCGUUCGUUUAAAAGCGGUGUGACGUGACGCGUCGACGCCUCCGAGCCUUUCGGGUCGUCGUCCCUCCAGCAGCCGUGACACGUGACACGUCCAGCCUCAGUGUUGGUUUCCUCUUUAUCGUAUCAUUCAAAUGAUGCAGGAAACAAUUCACAACCAGGUGCUUUUUCUGUCUUUACAUUUCUUUUCUUUUUUUUUUUAAUAGCAUGUUGUUGUAUAUUUAUUAUCACAUUGGUGGAGAAAAAGACUGACAUAGCAACGACUGUGAAAAACACAUUGUACAUUUCUUACAUUAAGUAGCCUAGAUAAGGUCAUGUAAAUGAUAUAUCACGUUAAAACAAAAAACGUCUAAGUUUAAGUAAAAAAAAAAAAAAGGAGGCGGGGUUGGGUGUUGGUUUUUAUCUUUUGUGAUGAUGAUGAUGAUGAUGAUGAUGAAUGCUUUCGACUUGCGCUAUAGCUAAAUGAGCCGUACUGUAACUAAGUGGUCGCUUUUCUUUGCACCUAUUUAAAAAACAAAAAAAACAAAAAAAAAACACAGAUUUGUGGGCGGAGCUAGAAAUACCACAGAUCACUGAUCAAUCCAAAGCUCUGGGUGGCAAAGUCAGAGUUUUAUCGAGUUAAAUAUUUUUAUUUUUUUUUAUUUAUUUACUAAAUGCUCUCUAAAAGGAUCUAUUCAUUAUAGAUGAUGAUGAUGAUGAUAUAUAAGGCUUGACUGCAGAUGCUCACUACAUAGUGACACAGAACACCAUUACUAUAGUGUAGUAUUUCUUGUUGUUGCCAAAAGUAUUGGCCUCCCCCCUCGAUGUGCUAUCCACCUGGUGUAUUAACUAGUUUACUAACCGAUCAGGAGAAACAACUUGGGUUCAAAUUCUGCUCCCGAAAUCUCAGAGAUCCUGACCCGAUCCCGAUUAGGUCACGGAGCAGAGCGUGGGAUUUAUUCCGAGGGAAGGAGAAAGAGGAAGUGGUAAAGGUCAGAAGGGUUUAUUCGGAGUGUCUGAUCUGAUCCAGGGUCAGCGUUACGCCUCGGCUCGGACUGACUCCAGGUCAGAGAGGGACACAGUGAACUGACUUUAGAUCAGUGUGUGUGAAUCUUUAUCUUUAUCGCCACCUGCUGGUUCUGAGCUUUCAGUUCAGCUGACCAAAAACCUCGAGUCGAAACACAAGACGGAAAAACUGAAGGAGAGAAAAGUUCAGAAAUGUAUUUGAUUAUUUUUUCCCCGUGAAAUUUAUUUAUUAAGCUUUCUUUAAUUCAUAAUCUGAUGUUAGUGCCUAACAUGUCAGCCUCCUGUCUUUCUUUCUUUCUUUCUUUCUUUCUUAAUUUCCACUUGUUAUUCCUUCCUUCUUAAAUUUUCUUUCUUUUUUUUUUUUUAAUUUUCUUUCUUUUUAUCUCCCCACUCCUCUUCCUUUUCCUUAACUCCCUUUUAUUUAACUCUCUUCCAAUUUCUUUCUUUCUUUCUUUCUUUCUUUCUUUCUUUCUUUCUUUCUUUCUUUCUUUCACCCUAAACAAAUUGAAAAAAAAAGAAGAAUUCUAUGAUAAACAGUGUAUUAUAACAUGACAGAGUUUAUUAACGAGAUUUUUUACCUAAUUGAAAAAGUAAAAGAUUCUGACGACUCGUGUGGAAUAGAUAGAAAUGAUAAAGUGAUAAAAUGGUAGAAAUAUAAAUCUAUUUAAUUCUAUAUAACUGUGUUAAGUUGGGUGCAGUUUAUUAAAAAAAUAUGAAAGCUAUGCUUUUUAUUUUAGCUCCAGAGCUAACUGUACAUAUCUCUAGCCGAAUCCUUUAAAGAGUUAAAGAUUUAAAUAAUGAAAUAUUAAUAUCUGAUGAAUGUCUGAUAUCAGGAGUUUGAUGGGAGUUUAUCUGAAAUGAUUCGUCGCUAUGUUUUUACCGGUCAAUCACUGCCAUAAUGUCCAUUUUUGUAUUUAUUUCCUGUGUUUGGACGAGAUCAUGUCCACUUUUCAACAUUUGAAUAAAAUGUUGAUGAAAGA